AUGGCAGACUCCUGUGGACGAGUGACGGGUUACAUCGACCCAAACUUCCCUCGGCCAGACAGCGAUGACUCUGCAUGCAUCAUUAUCUUCGGGUACACGCCCUCCUUUGCACUGGGUGUGCUAGGUGUUGUUCUCUUCUUCAUUGCGCUGCUCCUGCACCUGUGGCUGCUGCUGCGCUAUCGAACAUGGUACUUCUGCACCGUGCUGAUCGGCACUGCCAUGGAAGUUGCGGGCUAUAUCUUCCGCAUUCUUGCGUCCAGAAUCAAUCCAUACUCGGUCGCAUACUUCGUUGGCCAGUACUUCUGCAUCGUUGUGGCUCCAGUCUUCUAUUCCGCAGCCAUCUACACUCUGAUCUCCGUCAUGAUCAAUCAUGUCGGACGGCAGUACUCGCCUCUGCCGCCCAAAGUCAUCCUCUGGAUCUUCAUAAUCUGCGACGUCAUCGCAACCAUAAUCCAGAUCGCAGGCGCUGCGCUCGUAGGAAGCGCCUAUUCAAACGGCAAGGAUCCGAACACACCCAACCACAUUCUGCUUGCCGGUCUGGCAUUCCAGGUGUUCACAUUCGGCCUUUUCAUUGUGCUAUUCGUUUGGUUCCUGACCAAAGCUCGGAAACAGCUCAACACCGCGCUGAAGAUUUUCGCUGCAGCCGUAUUCGUUGCCACGUUGGCGGUGUACUUGCGGACGUGUAUUCGGCUGGCAGAAACAGCAGAGGGCUUGUUGGAGUUCUUGUCGACCCAUGAAGUCAUCUUUGGCUGUCUGGAGUUUGCGCCAAUCAUUAUUGCGGUAUACGUCUUUGUGUAUUGGCACCCGGGGCGAUGGCUUGGCUCCAAGCGUGGUCAGGGCAAGGCGUUCAAGUCGCAGGCGAGUACUGGGAGCUGA
Molecule: messenger RNA, 876 nt
Organism: Cyphellophora attinorum
Lineage: Eukaryota; Fungi; Ascomycota; Eurotiomycetes; Chaetothyriales; Cyphellophoraceae
Exons: 2
Coding region: 1-876 (291 amino acids)
Cellular component (GO): membrane
Source: RefSeq, a predicted model, not a curated record